UGAACAGAAAAAAAAAUAUACAACUAAGUCCGGCCCUACUUAAGUAUCGGAGUCAAAUCUCGGCCGCCGAUCUACCCCAGAUUUUCGUCACGUGGGUACGACAGAAAUUUGUUCCUGGACGUCAUCGCACCGCGGGGAUUCCAAUUCUCCAUCCUAUCUUCCAUCUAGACACUCAAUUGAUCAUCAGGAGAAUAGACGUGGAUGGUUCAUCCCAUAUUGUUGCCGCAUUUAUCUUAUUUCCUUCCGUGGACCUUUCUCUCUCCUCUCUCCCUCCCUCCCAUGUUGUCCUAGCGCGAGCAUUCUAGUGGGAUUAACUGGAACGUCUGUCGGAAUCGCAUCGCAUAGAGCUCUACUAUCCUCGCAAUCCCACAAUGUUCCCCCCGCAGGCGGGCAAUAUUGACAUUGAAGCCCUCAGUGGUAUCUGUGGUUCCAUCUCCAUUGCCUGCUGGGUCGUCGUCUUCUCCCCACAGAUCAUCGAAAACUUCCGCCGCAGCUCCGCAGAUGGACUAUCGGUGCUCUUCGUCGUCGUCUGGCUCGCCGGAGAUGUAUUCAAUAUUCUAGGCGCAGUGCUGCAGGGCGUCCUGCCUACGAUGACCAUCCUCGCCGUAUAUUAUACACUGGCGGAUAUCGUACUGCUUGGGCAGUGCUUCUACUACCGUGGUUUUACGUUAUCUGAUAAUAUCCCCGUGAAGGAUCACCAGAGAGAUCGAGAGAACGCAACGCCGACGGAGCGAUCAGCGCUGCUGGGAAAUAACCUUGAGAACGGUAAUGGCCGUGCGAAUGGACGCCAUGAGGAUACAUCUUCACUAUUGCACCCGCAAGUGCAGCGCCGGCUCUCUACCACCGACGCAGCUCAUCUAUCCCCCGCGACCCCCUUCAUCGAACCAUCUCCAUCUCAGGCUCCAUCCAAAAAGCCUUCUACUCUCCAAGCAUUUUUCUUCAACAGCUCUGCCAUAGUCCUCGUCUGCGCUGCCGGUAUUCUCGGAUGGUACGUCAGCUCCCGUUCGACUAGUCAGCAUACCAAGAAGCACAAGGGCCAUGCAUCCCACGAGCCCUUGACGUUCGAUACUCUGGGCCAGGUAUUCGGAUACCUCUGCGCAGCCCUCUACCUUGGUUCGCGCCUUCCCCAACUGCUGCUGAACUUCCGUCGGAAGUCCACUGAGGGAGUGUCUAUGCUAUUUUUCCUAUUCGCCUGCAUUGGAAACUUGACCUACGUGCUCUCGAUCUUCGCAUACUCGCCUCCCUGCGAGCAUGGAAAACACCAUUGCGAACCUGGAGAGGCAGCUUCCCUCUACGGUAAAUAUAUCCUGGUCAAUCUAUCCUGGUUGCUCGGUAGUCUUGGAACCUUACUACUAGACUUGGGCAUCUUCGUGCAGUUCUUCCUCUAUAGAAAGAACGGAGAUCAACAUGUGGUAGCCUGACCGCUGUUUUCACAAGGGGGUCUCAAUGAGUCAUUGAGAGAAAAGGAAAACCAUGUUCAUAAUAGACGGUGGAUGUGAUGGUUAAUGUUUCGAUCUUACUUGAAAUCUCGGGGAUAUAAAGAAGCUAUCUAUACGGGCUCAAGGCGUUUACGUGGCGAUGAUAAUCAGGAUCAUCUAUACUGUUAUUACUGGAGUUGGAUAUGGAUAUGGUGCUUUCACUAGCUAAGAUUUGUAUUUUUU
Molecule: messenger RNA, 1661 nt
Organism: Paecilomyces variotii
Lineage: Eukaryota; Fungi; Ascomycota; Eurotiomycetes; Eurotiales; Thermoascaceae
Product: PQ loop repeat protein
Exons: 2
Coding region: 372-1421 (349 amino acids)
Biological process (GO): basic amino acid transmembrane export from vacuole
Cellular component (GO): fungal-type vacuole membrane
Source: RefSeq, a predicted model, not a curated record